CUGAAAGGAUCUGCCAUCUUCACAAAGCUCUGUGUUGCGCUUCACUCGCUCUCUCUCUCUCUGUUUCUCCAUCGCCAUGACCGAACCCACUGACCAAUCUUCGUCACCCUCUUCCUCAUUGCCACCUAAAGAUCCAAUCUCUCUGAUCCAUCCCCGUCGUGAGCCCUUUGAACAUGGCCUCCUCCCCAUUCCCAAGCUCAUCUUCUCCGACCCCAUCCAAACCCUAAUCCCACUCAAGCAAAAGCUCCUCCAAUCUUCUUCCCCCUCCCACCGCCUCAACUCUUCCGCCAUUUCCGAGUCCCUCCAGAUCUCCAUUGACCAUGCUCGCCUCGUCCUCGACACCCUAGCUUCCGUUCUCCACUCCGACUCCGACCCCCUCGUCAAUGCUACUCCUGAUGAUGUCGACUCUUUUGGCGUUGAUGUUCUUGAUCUCCUUCUCUUUUUGUAUAUUCAGUCUUACAAGAGACUGCUCCCGCGAUCGCAUAAGGAUUCCGCUGCUGUCGCUGAUGUCUGGCCUUCCACUUCUGCUUUCGAUGGCUACUUGUCCGCCCUUUCGCCCUUGCAGCUUGUGCGCAGCAAUAGCCGUCGAUUCAUGCCAUCACAGGCUGAUGAAGAGGCUCACCAGUUAUCAUAUUUACAAAAGCACUUGGCCAACAUUCUCUCUCUCUUGGCAGAGACUGUAGACGGGGAAGGAGAGGAAUCUUUGGUUUUAUCUGUGGAAAGAUUUGAGCACCUUGGGUUUUUGGUUCAUUUUGGUGAUAAGGGAUCUGAUGGAAUUCAACUGAGCCAACAUGCUCCAUUUUUCGCUAACUCAGAUCCUGAUAUGCCAGCUGUUCCUGUGCCAGCAGCUCAAGUGCUGGACUGGAUUUUGCAAAACAUCGCGUCCUCUUUAGAAAAUAUUUCAGAGAGAGCUUCUCUUAAAGAAAAUGGGCCAUCUGGUUCAUCAGACCCAGAUGUUGCUAUGGCUGAUGCAUCCACAAGUUCAGUCAAUAAGACUAGCAUCAGCAGGGGUCCUAGUUAUAUUGAGGGAAUUUCUAAGUCUUCACUUGUGAAGCAGGCAUCUGAUCUCAAAGGUUCUUCUGUGAAGGUGCUUAACAGCCAUGAAUCUGUCAUUUACAUAUUAGCACCUUUGAGAUAUGCCACAAUAUAUGGAUGUUCUGAUACUACCAUUGUACUUGGAGCAGUUGGAAAGGCUGUAAGAGUUGAACAUUGUGAGCGAGUUCAGUUAAUUACUGUUGCAAAAAGAGUCUGCAUUGCAAACUGUCGAGAGUGUGUGUUCUUUUUGGGGGUAAAUCAACGACCGCUGAUUGUUGGGGAUAAUCACAAGUUGCAGGUGGCACCGUAUAAUACAUUUUACUCUCAAUUGGGAGAACACAUGAGUGAAGUUGGCAUCGAGGCAGCUCUGAACAGAUGGGAUGAACCAAUUGCCCUUGGGGUUGUAGAUCCGCAUGAUUCAUUAUCUCAUCCUGCGGGUGUCUCUGAUGUACAAACUGAGACUGCUACAUGUCUGGAUCCUGACCAGUUCACAAAUUUUUUGAUUCCGAACUGGGUUUCUGGUGAAUUUCCUGGAGCUUCUGACUGCAAUCCAUUCUCGUUGCCAGAUGCUUAUAUGGCAUCUCUUGAGAGGAAUAAAAAGACUUUGGGGGAAGUAAAGCAAAUACUGAGAGAAACCCCCCUUGAAGAGAAUCGGAAGCGAGAAUUAUCAUCUGCACUUCAUGUAUACUUCAAAGAUUGGCUAUAUGCUUCCGGAAACAUCCGUCAGCUUUACUGCUUGCAAGGUGACUAAUUUAUUUGGACUGGAAAAGUUGGGUUAUACAGUCAAAUAUGAUGGUGGUAAAAGCAGGGUUUUUCUUCUUCUUCUUCCCUUUUUUUUUUUUUUUAAUUAAAUGGUUUCUUUAUUCAAUUGUCAACUUAGUUGUUUCCGCCAAUUCCUUUUUGGUUCUCUACUUGCUCUUAAGUACCCGAGAGCUAACCCUCUGGCACGUGGUGGGUGGGAUCAGGAAAGAAAAAGGAAAAGAAAAAAAGAAAAAAAAAAAGAGAAUUUGCUAAUCUCAAUUGUAAUUCGUAUGGGGAAAAAGAAACGAAUAAUGUCUCUGUAAUAUUUUUAAUUUAUCCCAUGCUGCCUUUCUUCCUUCAGCUUU
Messenger RNA from Benincasa hispida (wax gourd), 2141 nucleotides. RefSeq lists its product as uncharacterized. The record is from RefSeq and is a predicted model, not a curated record. NCBI's taxonomy places the organism in Eukaryota, Viridiplantae, Streptophyta, Magnoliopsida, Cucurbitales, Cucurbitaceae.